AUGCACCACGGGGGAGCCUUAGGCCACCAGAUCCUGGUGCGGCUGGCUCGGCUGCAGAUUAAGGUACACGCAUCGCCACGAUUGCCUACAUAUCGUGGCUUCGCGUCUUCCUUCAUCGUCCUGGUCAUUGACAUUGACAGCCCGCACGUCCGCAACUGGCGGUCUAUGGCGAUGAAGAUUUCUUUCAUCACUCCCCAAUUCUCCUCUUCCGCAAUGCCGAACAAGAGACGCCGGCUUGGGCCGAAACCGACCGAUGAUGACAAGGCGCUUCUGGACAAUUUCUACAAUGACAGCGCCGCCGGCCAACGCCGCCGCACACAAAACGAUCUGGACCAAAUCCGUGCCGCGCUCGAACGCUCCGACCGAACGGUGACCGAGGCUACGACGGUGAAGCGGCGGGCGUUGGAGAAGGGAAGAUGGCAACUACGAAUCGAGGAUCUUUUUGCCAACUUUGGCGACAAGUACAAGAGCGAGAGAUUCCUUGUGGAGCUGUACAAGGCAGAAAAGACGGUAAGGCGGGGUGCAGGAUUCAAGGCGUUUCGGGCGGCAAUUCAGCAAGCGGCGGAGGCAAGGAAACUGGACCGCGCAAAGGUGGUCUACACACCUGCAGAUGUCUCUGAUGCCGCGUGCUCGAUGGCGAGUAAAGAGGGAGAUGGCUUAGACGAGAACGACCAGGACCUCAAGGAGGACGACGAAGAAGAAGAUGCAGACGGCGAAGACAAGUACAACCAGGACAAACAGGACGACGAGAGCGGCGAGCUGUACAAGGAUGGAAAGCUGGACAAGGAUGAAGAGCUGGCCAAGAAUGAAGAGCUGGACAAGAACGAGGAGCUUGGAAAGGACGAAGAUCUCUCCAUGGAAAUUGAGAAAGCAAGAGGCGUGGACCACAACGUAUCGGAUGAUCCGUCUGGGACUUCAUACCGAGACUGGGACAUGUGUGACAGCAACGACGACAACGACGACGACGACGACAUGGCCUUGCUCGAGCAUUUCAACACCGGCGGCAGCUUCGUGCACUCAUUGGUAAAAGGUGAAGUUUCGGGCACGUCGGGCGUGUCAGGCGUGUUGGGCUUUUCCAACGAACCCCGCGUCAUCCCGAUGAAAGAAUUCGAAGAUUUUUUGAACGGUCGUCGAAGCAACAUCAACUCGAAAGCCAGCAUUCUCGAAGCCAUCUCCACCAGCGAUAUCUUGACCAGCAAUCCAUCCUACAACCACACAUCGCUCAGCAUGCUUAUGACGGAUGUGGAUCUUGACAUCGCCCGACAGUCUCUGCUCACCAGCAACGACUUCACCGCCGCAGCUCUGAACACCAUUCUGGGCACAUUCCGACCGCUUACUUGGUACAUCCAUCCGCCUUGUACGUUGCAAGAUGGCCAGCUGGUACCCGACGGACAACACCCUCCUACGAGCAGACACGACCUUCUCCUGCCGGUUCACGUCGCCACCAACCAUCAGCAGCAAUGGUGCCUAGCCUUUCUCCGGAGACGCUCCGCCACGGAAUUCUACCUCUCGAUCCCUGGAUUUUCGCAAGAGGAUAAAGAAGCAGCGACCGAGGUCGAAGGAGCGGUGCGACAAUGGUGCGAGACGUGGAAGGACGACACCAAAUCCGUCAGCGUCAUCAUCCCGCCAGCAGUACUCGACACGGACUUGAACACUUCCCAUUCCCUGCUCCUGCGGGCGAUUCUUGCCAUGGCCGAAGUACCCCUCUGCACACCCUUCGAUCGCGACACUGGCCGUGUUAUCCUCCAGCGAAUCCUCUCUGAGAUGUCACCACAUGGCACCGCUGCGAAACCCGAGCCAGCCAAAUUCGCCGUCGUCGAAGACUACCCCAACUUGAGCGACGCCGUCACCCCCGAGCAUUCCAAGGGCAUGGUACAGCAAUUUCUGGACAGGGUACGGCCCGCCUGCGACAACUUUGACAGGAGGCAUGCUGCAGUGCACGCUGUCCGGACCGCACUAGCUACCACGCGAGAUGGGGUGCAGCUGACUAUUUCGCUGCAAUGGGCACCUGCUGGGAUCAAUGCAAGCGUUCUCGAAGCCAUCAAAGUCGUAGCUGGGGAUGGGGAGGACAGGGUCAAGGUCAUGAACAGGCUGAUUCAAGGGCUCGACGAAUUGCUGGCGUGCAUGCGGGCGGACAAUGCGUUGCUCAGGAAGCAUGUCGAGAAGGGUAUGGUAUAUGUAGCGUGA
This is a messenger RNA of Zymoseptoria tritici IPO323, 2187 nucleotides long. RefSeq lists its product as uncharacterized. The record is from RefSeq and is a predicted model, not a curated record. Lineage: Eukaryota; Fungi; Ascomycota; Dothideomycetes; Mycosphaerellales; Mycosphaerellaceae. The coding region runs from base 1 to 2187 and encodes 728 amino acids. The transcript is spliced from 2 exons.